This is a messenger RNA of Folsomia candida, 5903 nucleotides long. Its product is annotated as mucin-5AC. Gene Ontology annotation, molecular function: metal ion binding; guanyl-nucleotide exchange factor activity. The coding region runs from base 767 to 5587 and encodes 1606 amino acids. NCBI's taxonomy places the organism in Eukaryota, Metazoa, Arthropoda, Collembola, Entomobryomorpha, Isotomidae. The transcript has 15 exons. Gene Ontology annotation, cellular component: cytoplasm. The record is from RefSeq and is a predicted model, not a curated record.
CAGUUUAAGUUUCGGUAGUGCUGUGAUUUUGUGCCAGGAUCAAGUUUCAUACUUACUUCAGCAUAUAUACGUAUAUACAUAUCUAUGCUAUGUAUUUAGUCAAUUCCGACUCUACUCUAGGUUUAAUAAAUAUUUGGCAUUGUGUUGCACACGAGUAAUAAGUCAUCGUAUAUACAGAAGUAUUCAGUCAUGUGUAAGUAAGCAUAGUGCUGCAAGUUGUGGCGAUUUAUUGUUAUUAUUACAGAGCAGCAGCGUACAUAUGUAAUGGUCACGUUAACUAUUAACGUUAUAAUAAUAUGGACAUUUCACCCAUGUCACAAAACUACGAAUGUUAUUUCAGUUAGUGUAAAAGUAUAAUUCUGCUGAUGCUGGUUCACUGGUUUUGAUGAUAAUAUCGUCGUUGAAUCAUCGUCUGCGACAAGUCUUAUCUCUAGCAAUAAGUUCUAUUUUUUACUCGUAUUUAUAAGAACAAAUAGUGGAUAAAAGUACAAUAAAAGAAUAAUCGAAUGGAAUUAAGGCAGUGGGUUUAUUUUAAGGAGGACUAAAUGGAUUGGGACAGAAAAAGGAGAAGAAAUGCGACGGAUGAGAGUGAGUGAAAGUGGAGAAAGUUACGGAAAAAGAGUGCGAUUUACGCGAACAAAGUUUUAAGUGAAUGGGAAGCUGGGAGAAAUUCAUGAUCUGAUGUUAAUAUUUAAUUGAUCUCAAAAUUAAUAUUGGAAAUUUUGAAAUUAUUAACUCCUCAGUGAUAAGUAUAAGUCGGUGAUUAAUGGAUUCUAAAAUGGAUCUGCCUCACAACCGACCAAUGGUUCCACCUAAACCUGAUAAGGAUAAGAUAAGCUUGCCAACUUCUCCUCCCACUCCAAACACUGAAUCUGGAUGCGUAUCUGAUGCAUUAAGCAAAAGUCCAUUUUUUGACAGCACAUCGCCAAAUCCUGCCAGGAAAACUUCUAUAAACGGUCAAAACACGUCAGAAAACGAGUCUCCGAGACGCCCUUCUGCCCCACCGAAGCCUAACUCAAAUCACACUCCUCCUCCCACCACCCCCGCCACCAGCAAACCUGCCCUUCCUCCUAAGCCGUCCAACAAUUCCUGCCCCCGGUUGUCAUUUACGUCCUCACCUCCAACCAGUCUCACCCCACCGACUACUUCUUCUCCAUCAAGUUGCAAAAUCUCACCCCCUCUCCUUCCCAAGGGGAGGAACAGCAUUUCUAUCGCGAAUGCCAUUUUGGCCAACAAAAAUUCUGCCGGAAAUAAACCUGAACCUACAAAUUUCGACGACGUGACGCCACGACGACAUCCUAUACGAUCUCCCUCCGCACCCCUCAGUCCACGACCAAACACGGCAAAUUUCCCCGCUGCUCCACGACCGUACAGCAGCAUUUUCAGCUUUCCACAUCCCCCAGAACAGCAAAAUCUCAAUCAAUGGAAUGCAAAUUCAUCUCCACUUUCUCUCAGCACACGAGCAAAAACGGUUAGUCUGGGGAGGAACGUGGCCCCACCGACAUCACCGACGGGAAACAGCGUCACACAAUUUUUCACCAAUAAGGCCGCCACUCUGGCCAGAAUGCUCCCAUUGGAUUUAAACUUUGGGUCUAAAAGUUCUCCUCCCAAUAAUAAUAUUAAUAAGUCUACCACCAAAUCAAGUAUUAGUUCACACCUUAGUGGUAACAUGACGCAUAAUAAUAACGGUAAUAAUAAUAUGCCAUCUAGUCAAUUUGGACGGUUUCAUAAUAAUGUUUCCUUCGCGUCCAAUGGCCCCAUCCCACCUCCACCACCGCCCCGAUUAAGGCGUAAAUUGUCCCCAGUUAGUUCACUUUCUCCCGUGGAAGAUUCGCCAAAUUCGCCAAACACGCCGUCAGUUUUCUCUCCACAAACUACUCCACCUCCGUCACUGAUUGCACCCCUUGCAGAGGCAGAAGAACCUGUCGUUAUCUACGCAGAAAUCGAUAAGGAGAAGAAAUGGGCGGCAAGGCGAUUAAAAAGCAAUGGGGAUUUAUUCCCAAAUAAUAAAGAUGUCACGACGAUAUCGGUGGAGAAAGUAGAAAGUGGACAAUUAAAGGAGGAAGAUGUCGAGGAGGAAGGGAUCCAGGGAUCUCUAGUGAUCACCAUAAAUCGUGAUAUUGACCCGAAAGUGGUCAGCGUAAAGUCAGUGAUUGUGAAUUCACCAAGUGAAUUGAUUCCUGAGGUGCCACAAAAAUCCAAAGAGGGAGAAGAAACGGUUGCGAGUCAGAUACAAUUUUUCGAACAAUCUUCUAGUCAGGCUGGUAGUGGGAGUGGGGAUAAAGAGCUUGUUAAAAGAGAAAGUGAGGUAGCGUGUGUUAAAACUUCAUCUGUUGCUCCUCCCAAGAGACAGAUAAGUGCAGAAGCUGCAGUGGUGGACAGUUGGUUGGGCAAAUAUCUCAAAGAUCCCAUCUUUGUGGAGAAAUCGUCAUCACAAAAAGUCAAACCAUGUUCAGUUGGUCAUGACAGUCUCAAUUCAGAAUCUACUUCCAGUUAUCCCCCAAAUUCAGAUAAUCUAAUCCCACUCAACUCUUCGACCGAAACGACACGCAUCAAUUUAAAUAAAAAUGAGCAUGAUAACCUCCCAGAAGAUGAAGAUUCUGGCAACAAAUCGUUUCUAUUCAGCCGUUUAUCCACGGUUGGCGGCUGCGGAGGAGGUGGUGAAGCAGUACGAAGUAAUUCUCCUCUAAAUAAUAACAGAGAAAAAACUAAUGACAAUUCUCCAACCUUGUCAUCCAUGACCAUGUCCAAUCCUACAACAAAACCCAUCAAGAAAUCCCCACCAAAAGAUCAUGAAGACGUUACUACAACCGCAACAACAACAAAAUCUGAAACUGCGUGCCCCACAACUAAUGAUCAAGAUUCUCUCAUACAAUCAGUCGACAGCAAAAUUCAGUCCGUUGUCCACCGGCUUUCCAACCUGUCGGGAAAAGUGAGUCCGAGCUCGAACCAGAGUGAAAGUCCGCCACCUCCAAUCCCCAAAAUAGCAGAGGAGAGAGAGUUUGAGUCACUCAAUAUUACGGAAAGUGGUGAAAGCUGUGAGCAAAUUUGCAACAAAUUAUUGCUUUCUCCGCUAAGAAAGGAAACUUUUCACUCAGACAUUGCAAUUUCUUCGACAAGCAACGAUAACGACGUCACCACCACCCCCACGACUAGCUCGGAAUCAAGAGAGGGAUCCUCCUCCAUUGUCCGUCGACGCUCCUGGAAUUGUUCUGGGGACUCUUCUUCUCCUUGUGAAUCGUCCUCCUCCUCACUCACAAAUCUGCGCGACAAGCACAACAGAAAGGUGUCCGGUCUCGGUUGGGUUGACGAAGGUGACUCCACCGGCGUUCUCGGUGACGUGGACACUUCUGACGCUCCUGUUCCCAACUCUUCCUCCACUGAAGAAAUUGGUUCAAGUUUCUCUUUAAGAAGGAAAAAGUGGGGGAUUUUCUCCUCCUUUGGAAAACCCUCCUCGUCUUCGACAAGUUCAAGUUCAAAUAAUGGCACCCCGACGAAAGGGGGUGGCAAAAAUAAGGGAAAAGAUAAAAGUCGAAGUCUCAUGUCUGACAUGAACGGUAAAAUAGUGAAGAAUAUUUCAAGACAGAUUUCCGGCCCGAUUCUGAUAUCUCCGCCACAGCAAGAUUCUCCUCAAGACAGUAAACUCCUCCCGAGGGAAAAAUCCCAGUCUCACUCCGCCGUGCAAUUUUCCCCGGACGUUGUCGAUAUUACAUCACAUCAGAAUAAUCGACACCGAUAUUCUGAAGGGUCCAUUGGCGAGGAAAACACACUCCUUCCACGCCCUGAGUCUGAACCUGGAGAUGACUCGAGUAUCUGCUCCUUUUCCUCCGUAAGUACGACCGGGACUGGGUACACGAUCACUAUGUCGCCCGGAUACGACUCCAUCCUCGCGGAACUGUCCCAGUCGGAAAAGAAGGCGUUCUACGUGGCACGUGAAAUUCUAACUUCGGAACAAACCUUUAUCGAUGUCCUUGACCUACUCACGGUCGACUUUCCCAAUGCCAUCCGUCGCUACGAGGACACUUUGAAGCAUCCCGUGAUCCCACCACAAGACUUGGACGUCAUUCUCGGUGGUCUCCCCAACCUCAAAAGAGUAAACGAAGAGCUUCAGGUCGACCUACAGCAAAGAAUUUCAAAUUGGAUCGAGCACCCCAAACUGGCCGACGUUAUCGUCAAGAAAGGCCCCUUCCUCAAACUCUACGCCCACUAUAUUAAAAACUUUGAAAAAAUUACCCUCAAAUUGGACGAGUGUUGUUCAGCAAACGUUCAAUUUGCCCGAGCCGUGCAAGAAUUCGAGUUGAGUGAUCGCUGUCACAAAUUAGGAUUAAAGCAUUACAUGCUCAAACCAGUUCAGCGCAUGCCGCAGUAUCGUCUCUUAUUGGAAGACUAUUUGAAGCAGUUGGAGCCGGAGGGAUGUGAUUAUGAAGAUACGGUCAAGGCACUCGCUAUAGUGAAAGAUGUCGCGGACCAUGCCAAUGAAGCGAUCAAAUUGCAAGUUAAUGCGGAUAAGUUGCUCCAUUUGCAGAAUAGGAUGACAGGUGCGACUCUUAUGAAGGCAGAUCGACUCUUAAUCAAAGAGGGAGAACUGGUCAAAGUUUGCAGGAAAGAUUUACAACCACGGUUUUUCGCUUUGAUGAACGACUGUUUAAUGUGUAUGAGUUACAAUGCGACGGCCGGGUCGACGAAGGACCUCAAGAUGAGGAAUGAGAUGCCGUUGGCCGGGAUGAAGGUGUGUCUUUCAGCGUCGGAGGAUUAUCAGAAUGAGUUCAGUGUGAUAAGCACAGCUCGGAGUUUUAACUUGGUUGCAAAGACGGGUCGAGAGCGAGAAGAAUGGAUGAAGGCGUUAAACGACGCCAUCCACGAUAACAUACGAAAAAGGUCGUGUCGAACGCCUGAUCAGGAAGAGGGCUUUGCACUUGGGAAAAUUGCCCCCGUUUGGAUUCAGGAUUCUCGUGUCACGAUGUGUCAGAUCUGUACGGCAGAGUUUACGGUCACUUUUCGUCGUCAUCAUUGUCGCUCUUGUGGAAAGGUGGUGUGCCGACACUGUUCAGGAAACCAAGCUCCGUUACAAUACCUUAAAAAUGACGCGGAACGAGUUUGCGACGAAUGCUACCAAUAUCUCUUGGAAGAAUUCGACAAGGAUGCUGGAUCGAAUGAAGGUCUAGAAACGUCGCGAGAAACGAUACGAACUCGGUUCAAAAAAGUUACUCCUAACGUGUCAAAACGGGCUCAGACAAAGAGAAAUGUGAAAUCUAGAUUGGAGGUCCCCGCAAAUAAUUCUGGUUCCCGAAUCAGCAGUUAUCUCCAUUGGAGGGAAAGGAAAGCAUGGAAACGUCGCUGGUUCGUGCUAAUGGAUCGUGUCCUUUAUAUCUACGCGGCGUCUGAAGACAUCGUCGCAAUUAAAGGGAUCCCCGUCCUUGGAUGGAACGUGGAUGUAGAAAAGUCUGAGUUUAUGGACGGAGGGGAUAACGAAGCCGUCUUCAAACUGAGCCACCUCGGACAAAAUACUCUUCUUUUUCAAGCAGAUAACCCAACUUUGGCGGAAAGAUGGGUUAAUCUAAUGAAGGAGGCAACUGUGUUAACGUAACCUUUAACCUUUUGCACAACACCGGUUGAAUCCCCUUUAACUUAUUGAACACUAUUUAUUUUAGUGAGAGAACAUGAAUGUCAAAAGACUGAAAGCAUGUGGUAGGGUGGAAGAUUUUUCUCAAUUUGGUGUCAAAUGAUAUCAAAACAAAUGUCAACAUUAUUACGAUAAGUAAAAGUGUGCGAGUGAUGAACAUGAACUUAAAGUGUCCUUCGAUUCAAGUACAUUUUUUGCAAUGCAAUCAAAACUUUUAGACUUGUGAACGAAUAUAUACAUAAGUAAAUUAUGAAAUAAAAUCCAGUCACUAUUAUUCCCA